UUGGAGUAAGGGUGUCUUCUUCACCUAUCCAACAAAACUUUCAAACUCUCACUUAUAGUUAUAGUUGAGUUUUGAGAGAGAGGGAGAGAGAUGGGGAGAGCUCCAUGUUGUGAGAAAGAGAAAGUGAAGAAAGGGCCAUGGUCACCUGAAGAAGAUGAGAAGCUUAAGUCUUAUAUCCAUCUCCAUGGAGCUGUUUCCAAUUGGAUUGCCCUUCCCCACAAAAUAGGGUUGAAGAGAUGUGGAAAGAGUUGCAGGCUAAGAUGGUUGAAUUAUUUGAGGCCAAAUAUAAAACAUGGAGGAUUCUCGGAGGAAGAAGACAACAUCAUUUGUAGCCUUUUCAUUAGCAUUGGCAGCAGGUGGUCGAUAAUUGCAGCGCAGUUACCAGGAAGAACGGACAACGAUAUAAAAAAUUAUUGGAACACAAGACUGAAGAAGAAACUCCUUGGAACUCCCAAACAAUACUUCUCCAACAUCAACAAGUUAUCAUCGCACGGCAACUACAGAGAUACUGCACAGGCAUUGACAAACUCAGGCAUUGAAAGGCUUCAGCUUCAAAUGCAGCUCCAUCAAAGCACUUUUUCUUUCAACAACGCCUCAACGCUCUGGCCUCCCAUGCCGGUCGGGGAAGUUAAGGUAGCCCGAACUGGCCAAUUGGCCAACCAUAACCAUGUUGAUGGUGCCUCCUGUAGAGUAGGUACCCCUAUGUUGGAAGGCUAUGCCAUGAAUUGCAGGUCGAUGAAGAGUCCGACGGUCAGUUCGAGCUCGACGGAGUUAGGAAGGUUGGAAGGUGGAGGAGGAAGAGGGGGGGUUGAGUUUGUGAAGGGAAUGGAUGGUUCGAAGGAGAGUUUGUAUUGGUGGGGUUAUGAUUUUGAUGCAAAAUCUGGAGGAGCGACAAAACUGUGGGAGACGGCUGCUUCAGUUGAUGUUCAAUUGGAAGAGAUUUUUAAGGAAUUCGAACAGUUUAGUCACAGCCUUUAGGGAAAUUAAAUGAUGUUUGUAAUUAUUGUUACAAAAAUGAUGAGAGAGAGAGAGAGAUGUUAAUUACUAAGUUUUGUAAAUUGUGUGAAUAAUAAUGGGUGUGUAUUUUGUUAGCUUUCUUGCACAAAUUUCUGAUUAGAUAUAUAUGAAUUCACAGAUUGGUGGUUUCAA
Cucumis sativus (cucumber) is the source of this 1149-nucleotide messenger RNA. Its product is annotated as transcription factor MYB36. NCBI's taxonomy places the organism in Eukaryota, Viridiplantae, Streptophyta, Magnoliopsida, Cucurbitales, Cucurbitaceae. The record is from RefSeq and is a predicted model, not a curated record. The transcript is spliced from 3 exons. The coding region runs from base 91 to 978 and encodes 295 amino acids.